CUCAACCACCUCCAUUCGCAGAGAAAAUGAUCGUGGCGAUGGCCAAGCCGGUAUCAGUAACGAAGCCAAUCGUCCUCGUCACGCUCACCUCCAUCACCACCAUCCUCUUCCUCUUCCUCUCGCCGCCAAACCCGCCUGCUCCGGAACCAACCUCCAUGGCUCGAAGCUUCGUCCUCUGGCUCCACGGGUUGGGCGAUUCGGGCCCUGCCAACGAGCCCAUCAAGACCCUCUUCACUUCUCCGGAGUUCAGGCUCACCAAGUGGUCCUUCCCUUCCGCUCCUCCCAAUCUAGUCACUUGCAAUUAUGGUGCUGUCAUGCCUUCAUGGUUCGAUAUUCAUGAGAUCCCUAUAACAGCUGAUUCUCCAAAAGAUGAGAAUGGAGUGCUUCAAGCAGUAAAGAAUGUGCACGCAAUGAUUGACAAGGAGAUAGCUGCUGGCAUAAGUCCCAAUAAUGUGUUUGUCUGCGGCUUCAGUCAAGGAGGUGCUUUGACCUUGGCAAGUGUUCUCCUAUACCCUAAAACUCUCGGAGGUGGUGCAGUAUUCAGCGGAUGGGUUCCUUUCAAUUCAUCUUUUCUCGAUCAACUUUCACCAGAUGCCAAAAGAACACCUAUCUCGUGGGCUCAUGGAAUUGAUGACAGAACAGUAUUAUUUGAAGCUGGGCAAGCAGGUCCACCAUUCCUUGCAAAAGCUGGUGUCAGUUGCGAGUUUAAGGCUUAUCCUGGUCUUGGCCAUUCUAUAAACAAUGAGGAGCUCCAGAAUUUGGAGUCAUGGAUUAGAGCUCGCCUUCAGAGUUCUUCAUAGGAUUAUUGUCUGUUUUUCGCGACCCAGACAAAAGGUCCGAAAACUUCAUCGAGAAAACAAGAGCUAUGAAGAAUCUCCGAAAAGGCUCGGUGCAUCCAUCACCGUCGCUGCCGAUCGUCUUGUCCUGUUAUCUCUCCCUCCUUCCAGCCACCAUCCUUACCCUCACAGCGGCUCUGUCAAUGCAGGACAGAGAAGUCUUGGCCUAUCUCAUCUUUUGCUCCACCCCAACCUCCACCCUCAAGAACAACCUCAAAACCUCCCGCAGAAGCUCUUCUUCUGCCAAAAGUGGCACAGCUAAUGAUGAUCAUCCCUCUACCUUCAAUUGUGACUGCUUCAGAUGCUAUAUGAGUUACUGGGCGAGGUGGGACUCAUCUCCAAAUCAUCAGUUGAUCCAUGAAAUAAUCGACGCUUAUGAAGAUGUGCUGACAUCAGGGAAAAAACCAAGAAAUUCAGGAACAAAGAAGGAGAAAAGGAAUAAGAGAAGACUCAACACCAGGUCUGGUGAGUCAAAGCAGUCAAACUCGGGGAAUGCUGAGCUGGGUCAGUCAGAGUCUAUGAGAGAAAUGAAAACCACCAGUAAUGGCCGCGGCAGUGCAGAGGAAGUGGCAGAGAAAGGACCGCUGAGGAGGUUUUUAAGUUUCAUUGCAGAGAAGAUAUGGGGGGUCGGAAAUUGGUGAGUGCUGUUUUUCCCAUUGAGUUUGAAGGGUAAAGCAGGGGGAGAGAGAAACAGUUCUGUAGAUAGUUGCCUUACAAUAAUCAAGAAUGUGAAAGUGGCAGCUUCUCAGAAUCAUAAUAAAAGUUAUUCAGCUGAACUUGCUCUUCUCUCUUAGCUUUCUCUGAAAACAUGCCAAGAUAAGUAGAAGUCAUAUAGAAUCUGUGGCUUUCUGUUUUUGCUGGAUUAGCUAUUACUCUUAGGUUGGUCGCUUUGCUCUAGGGAUGAAGCUGCUGAGAUUUCCUUCGAGUAAAAUUGACAUUCAAUUUUCGGUUGAGGCACUUAAGUGACAAUACUAAAGGGUCAAUGAUCAGCUCCUCCCCAUGAAGUGGGAGCUUGCUAUUAUUAGCAUUGGCUUAUCCCCGGCGAAAUGGGUGUAAGCAUGCUGAUAGAUCAAUUGUAGAGGGAGACUCGGUUGAGAAAUUUUUCUUUUGAAUGGUAAUUGGGGAAGUUCUGAUUCAUGCAAUUGGCUAUCUGAAACUUGGUUUUGACUUUACAUCGAAAGCAAUGAAGACAAUAUAAGUUGAGUCUGAAUAUUGUCAAUUCGCUGUCUCUCUUUUGUUCCUUCCUCUCUGCAUUAUUCUUUCAUAUGGACUUGUGACUCUGUUGCAGCGAAUGCAAUUUGGUGUUGGAUAGGUGAUAACUGGAUGCAAAUUUGUAUGGAAUUAGUUAGUACAUUACAAUCGUUGUUGGGAUUUUUUACAGUUGUGAAGGUUGGCAAAAGGAAGGCUUCGAUCCAUGCAACAAAAGAGAA
Molecule: messenger RNA, 2266 nt
Organism: Rhodamnia argentea
Lineage: Eukaryota; Viridiplantae; Streptophyta; Magnoliopsida; Myrtales; Myrtaceae
Product: probable carboxylesterase SOBER1-like
Exons: 7
Coding region: 27-800 (257 amino acids)
Biological process (GO): protein depalmitoylation
Cellular component (GO): cytoplasm
Molecular function (GO): palmitoyl-(protein) hydrolase activity; carboxylic ester hydrolase activity
Source: RefSeq, a predicted model, not a curated record